CUGGCUAUUCCGUAAGAGAGGCCAAGGGAUUGUUGUCCAUUAAUGGGCUUUAACUGUUUUGUUAAGAGUCUGCCUUUUUGUUUCUAUUAAGACUUUAUCUUUAAUCACCAUAGUGGAUACUGUCAGAAAUCAACACAGUAGUAUUGCCAGAGUUGCAAAUCUGGAAACUUCGGUGGCUAUGUAUGGGGACAAGCUGGAGCUGCAGCUGUCUGGUUUCAAUGAUAAGCUUCCUAAUCUUCUGUCUAAACUUGUGGCCACUAUCAGCACAUUUAUGCCUUCAGAAGAUCGUUUUAAGCUUUACAUUGAGGGACUUUGCCAUGGAAAUUUCUUAGAAGAGGAAGCAAUAAGCCUGUCUAACAUAUUUAAAGACAACUUCUCUGUACAACCACUUCCUUUUGGAAUGAGGCAUUAUGAUCGUGUAAUAUGCCUACCUCCGGGGGCUAAUCUUGUUGGAGACGUUAGUGUAAAAAAUAAAUUGGAGAGAAAUUCUGUGCUAGAGCUUGAUCUUGAUAAAGCUUCUUUUAAGAAUUAUAAAGAUGGACUAAUCAACAAGCUAUUAGAGAAGGAUCCAUCACACUCGUGUGAGACCAAUAGAUUUUGGAAUCAGAUUGUUGAUGGGAGGUACAUGUUCGAUAUAUCCCAGAAGGAAGCAGAGGAAUUGAAGAACAUUCAGAAGAAUGACAUUGUAGAUUGGUACAAAACAUACUUGCAAGAAUCGUCCCCCAAAUGUCGUAAACUAGCCAUUCGAGUAUGGGGUUGCGAGGUAAACAUGAUUGAGGCCGAGACCCCAUUGAAAUCUGAAGUAUCCAUUAAAGACGUCGAAGCUUUUAAGAUGUCAUCAACGUUUUACCCAAGACCCUGUUGAGCAGGCAAAACCACAAAUGAUGUUUUGAUCUAUUCAUUUUAGAAAUGGAUUUACCAAUACACAUUCGGCCUUUUGAAUUGUAAACAUUGUUUAUAGACAUGGAUAUUAAAUAUCUGGGGUUUGAGAUAAUUAAUGUAUAUGUUUGAAUAUGUAGAAUAAUUAAUGUCGGUGAGUUUAAUGUAUGUGUUUCUUUUACCAAUUA
Benincasa hispida (wax gourd) is the source of this 1067-nucleotide messenger RNA. Its product is annotated as nardilysin-like. Gene Ontology annotation, cellular component: cytosol. Gene Ontology annotation, molecular function: metal ion binding. The record is from RefSeq and is a predicted model, not a curated record. NCBI's taxonomy places the organism in Eukaryota, Viridiplantae, Streptophyta, Magnoliopsida, Cucurbitales, Cucurbitaceae.